GAACGUCGAGUGUAACUAACUAGUUCCCUUUGCAUUAUUUUGCAAUACUGGAACGGGAAUAGAUUGGAUUGUGAUUGUGACGUCAUUUUGACGUGCGAGGUGGGAAUAGUCACUUCAAAACAAAAACAAACCAUUAGAGCCUAUGUCAACUCAUCAAAAGUUGUUAAUAAUUAAUUAAUUGUCAAUGAGGUUAAGAUUUUAGCAUUGACGAGACGUCGACGAAAUGGAAGUGAAAAUUAAUAAAGCUGCUUCACUUUGCAAUCAUGAGGUUCUUCAUUUACUGAAUGUUCUUAAAGAAGAACCACAGGAACAGAAUGCUCCAACAAACAGUCAUCUGGCCACUAUAUUUUAUGAGACGAGUCACUUCCUUCAAGACAGUGGCUACGCAGAACAGAACGGUACAAUGAUAACCAAUGCUCUGCUGGCUCUGAAACAGUUCCCAGUAGCAUUGACAAAGGAGGAGAAACUCAUGAUUGUGAACUAUCCACCAACCACAAACCUCCAACUCUCUCUGAUUGUCAGAGAUGUUGACGAUAGAUUAACAGAAGAGCAAAUGCAGGAAUUACUAAACCUCAUACAGAUUUAUCUUUUGUCUGAAAAUAAUAGGAAUAAAUAAUUAUACCAACAUCCAGAA
This is a messenger RNA of Macrosteles quadrilineatus (aster leafhopper), 634 nucleotides long. RefSeq lists its product as uncharacterized. The coding region runs from base 224 to 616 and encodes 130 amino acids. The record is from RefSeq and is a predicted model, not a curated record. Lineage: Eukaryota; Metazoa; Arthropoda; Insecta; Hemiptera; Cicadellidae. Gene Ontology annotation, biological process: transcription initiation at RNA polymerase III promoter. Gene Ontology annotation, molecular function: nucleotide binding. The transcript is spliced from 5 exons. Gene Ontology annotation, cellular component: RNA polymerase III complex.